AUGGUUUUGCCACCAGGUUUUAAAAGUGAUAAACCUAAUCAAGCUUGCAAACUCUUGAGGUCCUUGUAUGGUCUAAGACAGGCAAGUAGACAAUGGAAUGUGAAACUCACAAGGGCCUUACAAGCUGCUGGUUUUAAGCAAUCCUCAGCUGAUCCUUCAUUAUUUACUAAGGCCAAAGAUGAUGCUUUUCUUGCCUUACUCAUAUAUGUGGAUGACAUACUUGUAGCAGGUACAAGUCCUUCCCAGAUUCAAUCCUUGAAACAGAUGUUGGAUGAUGCCUUUAAGAUCAAGGAUCUAGGCACACUAAACUACUUCUUGGGUAUUGAAGCUCUUAGAACUCCCAGUGGCCUUCACUUGUGCCAAAGAAAAUACAUUCUGGACAUCCUUGCAGAAAAUGGUUUUUUGGACUCUAAACCAUCCAACACACCAUGUGUCACAGGGCAGAAACUUACCAACUAUGAAGGAAACUUACUUGCCAAACCUGAAGUCUACAGAAAGCUAGUUGGCAAGCUCCUAUAUCUUACACACACCAGGCCUGAUAUCUCUUAUUCUGUCCAGCAACUUAGUCAAUUUGUGGACAAGCCAAGGGACUCUCACCUAACUGCUGCUCACAGGGUUUUAAGAUACUUAAAGAGAUCACCAGGCAAAGGUUUGUUCUUUCCAUCCACCUCACAAAUCAAGCUUCAAGGCUUUUCUGAUUCAGAUUGGGCCUCCUGUGCUGAGACCAGAAAAUCUAUUACAAGCUUCUGCAUCUAUCUUGGGGAUUCUCUUAUUUCCUGGAAGACUAAGAAACAGGCUACCAUCUCCAGAUCAUCCUCUGAAGCUGAGUAUAGAGCUCUGGCUUCCACAGUUUGUGAAGUCCAGUGGCUUGUGUAUUUGUUGGCAGAUUUGCAGAUAACCAUUACUGAGUCCAUUCCUAUCUUUUGUGACAACAAAUCUGCUAUUGCUAUAGGUGAAAAUCAUGUUUUCCAUGAAAGAACCAAGCACAUUGAGAUUGAUUGCCAUGUAGUGAGGCAAAAGGUUUGUGAGGGCUUGAUAAAGUUGAUGGCUGUUUCCACACUGCAGCAAACAGCAGAUGGUUUUACCAAAGCUUUGCCUAAGAUUUUGUUUGAUAACUUUCAUGAUAAGCUGGGCAUUCGGGACAUUCAUGCUCCAGCUUACGGGGGGGUGAUGAAGCAAUAG
Molecule: messenger RNA, 1182 nt
Organism: Ipomoea nil (Japanese morning glory)
Lineage: Eukaryota; Viridiplantae; Streptophyta; Magnoliopsida; Solanales; Convolvulaceae
Exons: 1
Coding region: 1-1182 (393 amino acids)
Source: RefSeq, a predicted model, not a curated record